AUGUCCGGACUCGAAGGUAUAUUAGCCAUCACCUCCUUGGUCUUACAAGUCGUCUCCGCCACCGACAAAGUCAUCGCCGUCUUCGAAAAGGCCCAGAAUGCUCCGACCGAGCUCGGCCAGCUCCGGGCCUCCCUCCUGCGCCUCUCCCGGCACUUUGACAUGCUGAGAGCCGCCGGGCGCGCGCACAUCCACGCCGACGACGCCGGCGACGUGCACCGGACGCUUAGGGAGUGCAAGGCGCUUUUCGACGGCUAUGAUGUGGCGAGGGCGCGGAGCUCCGUGCAUCAGGUCGCGUGGGGUACGCAGCAUAGCGCGCAAGUUGGGCUUUGCCAGGCCCGUGUCGAUCGGCUCUUUACGCAGAUCGUGCUCCCGCUGUGGCUUGAGACUAGUACAUAUCGCCUCGGUCCAGCACAACAUCUCGAACCCGUAACUCCUGAGAUCAAAGGUAAAGAAAGGGAGGAAUCUCCCCAAAGCACGCGUCCGUUUGUAUCACCCCAACAUCUUGAAGAGCUCUCCCGCGCAAUCGAGCAGCUGCAAUCAGAGCAAGAACGAGGCGACGUCGAAAGCAACACAGAUCAGCUGUACCAGGCUCUUCGCGAAUGUUGGGCCGACAUGGGUCUCGACGUCAAUCAGCUUUCCGAGAUUGCAGGUUAUCAAGAGCUUCGUCGGAACUCGACGGUCGCUUUCGAGAUGGCACCCGCAACGCUGAAGAUUGAAGCGGCAGAGAAGGCGAGCGGACAUCGAAGGAUCGAGCUAGAGCGCGUCCACGUCAUGGCGCGGGAUAGUGAAUCUAGGAUCCUCCUCUACCAGAGCCGAGAUGGAUCAAUCCAAGUAACGCAGAUUGUCCAGUUCGGAUGUAUACCGUGGACGUCCUCCCGAACCUCGACCCGCGUAUCCUUCCUCCACCCCAGCGUCGUCACCGUCAUAGACAAGAACGGGUAUCACAUCUACGACACCGACCCCAAGUACCACUUUCGCGAUCUCGACGCUUCUCACCGGUUCCAGGAGACCUUGAGGGAAAGGCGCCAUCUCGGUGCCUUUGACUUUGUCAACUUGAAAUCUAAUGGCGUCGUGCUCGCCCGGCGCCAGGUUAUCCGAUUCUGGACGGAUCUAAACAAGAGACACAUGGAGCUGGACCUAUCAAGAUACGACAGAGAAGCCGAGUUCUACAUCUCUUCUGCGCGAUAUCCCCUCAGAAAGCCGCUUGAGACAGAUACCAUUAUUAUCAAGGCUAGCCUCCACUCCUCCCAUGGAGUCAUCCGCAUGCAAUUUGAGUCCCUUCAGGGUGUCAUAUCGGAUGGCCUGCACCACAACGCUGCGGCCCAUAUUGCGGCUCUUUGUCGCCAGACACUGAUGGUUAUGACCGAGAUGAAUUUAUCGUUCAAGCCCUAUGCCCGAAGGAUGACGUCUCGAGACUGA
This is a messenger RNA of Parascedosporium putredinis, 1419 nucleotides long. NCBI's taxonomy places the organism in Eukaryota, Fungi, Ascomycota, Sordariomycetes, Microascales, Microascaceae. The record is from the annotation of a GenBank genome assembly.